This is a messenger RNA of Pyricularia pennisetigena, 3693 nucleotides long. RefSeq lists its product as uncharacterized. Gene Ontology annotation, cellular component: condensed chromosome, centromeric region; nucleus. NCBI's taxonomy places the organism in Eukaryota, Fungi, Ascomycota, Sordariomycetes, Magnaporthales, Pyriculariaceae. The transcript is spliced from 5 exons. The coding region runs from base 1 to 3693 and encodes 1230 amino acids. Gene Ontology annotation, molecular function: histone binding. The record is from RefSeq and is a predicted model, not a curated record. Gene Ontology annotation, biological process: meiotic chromosome condensation; mitotic chromosome condensation; mitotic cell cycle.
AUGGACAACACAAUAAACUUUGACAUCAACGAUGCGCUCAAAUAUCUGAACGAUCCCGCGAGCAUACCUACACCUGAGGCCGACAGCGCUCUGUUCGACUGCGAGAAUGACCCAGAUUCACUCACAAACGCCGUCAUAAAUCCCGUCCUAAACCCCAUUGUCGAUGCCAUCGCAGAAAACCCCGAGGCCAUAACACGCAGCGCUCACUUUGACUCGCUGCAGUUUCUUUUAAAAUAUACCGCAUUCUUGCCUGCGCAUGCUCUCAGCAAGAUCUUCGAUGUGAUCACAUCAGGGCUCGCCGCCGAGGCAGAGGCAGUGGCGCAUGACCUCGAAUCCGACGAGCAGGACCUGAUAGCGCAUCACAAACAGCUCUUAGGCAUUUAUAGCUUUCUGAUGCAAUGGACCAUCGCAUGUGUCGAGACAAAGGCGGCCGAGAAGUCAUCAGCAGCCCCCACAGCACGAAGAGGCGCAAAGCCCAAGGGCAAAAAGGCGGCCACGGCGGGUGCCGAGGAUGGCAAUUGGGACUCGGCGAUGCAGCUACAGACUGCGCUUGACACCAUGUGCAAGGUCCUACGCUUGAAGCUGGCCAAGAUCUUCCUGACAACUUCGGAGCGCGACACCUUUAUUGGAUUGGUCUGUCGGCCGGUUUAUCUGAUCUUGGAGAGCGAGCAGAGAGUCAAGAACACACCCAUCAGGAUGCACGCGUUCAAAGUCCUCUGCAUGGCUGUCAAGCAUCAUGGCCAUGGUUACGACUCGGUCGUGCUAACUGUGGCCUGUGCCUGUGCAGCCGCGCAAACUGCUGUUGUUCAGAAUUUGACCUAUUUUGAGCAUCUCUCGGAGCCCAUGGCCGAGUUUUUACAAAUUCUUUCCGAACAGUACGACUAUGAACAGCUCGCGGCUGAGAUCAUGGUAGAGUUGAGUGGAAAGGAGUUCAGCAGCAACGAUACCAAGGGACCCAAGUCGGUAUCAACAUUCAUCACAAAGCUGUCAGAGCUUGCGCCGAGGCUGGUUAUUAAGCAAGUCUCCCAGCUCAUUAAGCAAAUGGACAGUGAGUCCUACACUUUGCGCUGCGCUCUUAUUGAGGUUUGCGGCAAUAUGAUUGCCUACCUUAGUAGACUGGACGAAAAAGGAGAAAACCACAAAACCCAGCUGGAUGCCUUUUUCGGUAUCCUGCAGGAGCGAUUUCUCGAUGUCAAUCCCUACUGCAGGUGCAGAACGAUACAGGUUUACGUGAGGCUGUGUGACUUGGAGCACAAGUUCCCCAAGAGAAGGCAAAAGGUUGCUGAGCUUGCAUGUCAGAGUCUUGAGGACAAGAGCAGCAACGUGAGGAGGAACGCCAUCAAACUUCUCGGUUGUCUGAUCAAGACGCACCCAUUUUCAGCCGUUCACGGAGCCCAGCUCAACCGCUCGGAAUGGCAGGCAAGGUUGGACCAAGUCGAUGCCGAGUUGAACGCCUUGAAGCCUCCCGUAGAUGCGCCUGGACUUGAUGGUGCCAACACAACCGUGGAUACAGCCCUUCUGGAUGAUGCCACAGAGAUUCACUCGCCGCAGAAACAACAUCCGUCUCAGAUGACCGACGAGGAGAAGAUUGCAGCCAUACGAAAGGCCCAAGAGGAGGCCGCGACAGCCGAGGCAAUCAAUAAUCUGACUUUGAAGAAGAAAUACUACACCGAGGCGCUUCGUUUUAUCUCGGUGAUACACGAAGCUACGGGUACAAUUUGCCAACUUCUUGGCUCCAAGAACAAGAGCGAAGUUAUCGAGGCCAUAGAUUUCUUUGAAAUUGGCGACGCAUACAACAUCGAGCAGAACAAGGUGGGCAUCAGACGUAUGCUGCGACUCAUCUGGACCAAGGGCAACAGCGAUGAGGGCAAGGGUGUGCAGUCGCAUCUUAUCGACUGCUACAAGCGACUAUUCUUCGAGGCCCCUGGCUCGUUCAGCCCCAACGACGCAGCCAACUACAUUGCCCGUAACAUGAUCAGCUUGACGUUUGGUGCCACUCCUGCUGAGCUCACCUCACUUGAGCAACUGCUGGCCACCAUGAUGAAGGGCGGGAUGAUCCACGACAUCGUCAUUCACAAGCUGUGGCAGGUCUAUGGCGUACAAAAGCGCGAGAUUUCACGAACCCAGCGUCGCGGCGCCAUCAUCGUUCUCGGCAUGCUAGCCACUGCCAACCCGGAGAUCGUGGUAGGGGAGAUGGAAGCGAUGUUGCGCACGGGUCUUGGCUCCCUGGGCCGGUCGGAUCUACAACUUGCCAAAUUCACCUGUGUGGCACUCCGUCGCAUCAACCCGACCGGACGCCAGGCCAAGGACUCUCCCGUAAAAUUCUCACGGCUGCCUAAUGAUCAUGCUGUGCUCGCUCGCUUGGCCGCCAUCACAGACGUGCAUUCGGACAGCAAGGAGUGGUUCGGUGUUGCGGAGCAAGCAAUCAACGCCAUAUACGCCAUCUCGAAACACCCAGAUGUUCUAUGCUCCGAGAUAAUCCGCCACAAGACAAAGCAAGUCUUUGGUCCCAGAUCACGUCCGUCGUCGCGGGAUGAAAACGCCGCGCCACAGCCUACGCAAUCUGAUUCAGGAACCGCGGAAGAUGUUGCAGAGGGUACACCUGCUGCCCCUGCCAAGCCCAAGCGUGACAAUGCUAUUGAACUCUCCCAGCUGCUGUUCAUUGUCGGACACGUAGCUAUCAAGCAGAUUGUGCAUCUUGAGGCAUGCGAACUCGACUUCAAGCGCCGCAAGCAAGAAAAGGAAAAGAGCGCAGCGGCGGCCAAGGAGGCCGAGGAGGCCGAGGCCAGGCGUUCCAGCAAGGCCAGGACCUCCACUGCCACCGCAGGCGGAAAGGACAAGUCAAAGGAGGAACCUGCUGACGAGCUGGACCUGAUUGGCGGAACCACCGAGGAUGACUUUACAGAGGCGAUGCAGCAUAUUCGCGAGCGUGAGCUUCUUUACGGCCCCGAGAGCUUACUGGCUCUUUUCGGACCUCUGGUGAGCGAGAUCUGCGCCAACAACACGACAUAUCGCAACCGCGGUCUCCAAGCUGCUGCAACUCUUUGUCUGGCAAAACUCAUGUGCGUGUCGGCAGAGUACUGCGAGGCCAACCUCCCUCUCCUCAUUACAAUCAUGGAGCGGUCGUCAGACGCUACAGUGCGCAGCAACGCCGUCAUCGCCCUUGGUGACAUGGCUGUCUGCUUCAACCACCUAAUCGACGAGAACACAGACUUCUUGUACCGUCGUCUGGCUGACCCUGAGCCUUCGGUCAAACGAACCUGUCUUAUGACGCUGACCUUCCUGAUCCUGGCCGGUCAGGUCAAGGUCAAAGGCCAACUGGGAGAGAUGGCAAAGUGCCUCGAGGACGAGGACAAGCGCAUCGCGGACCUGGCGCGCAUGUUCUUCACGGAGCUGUCGACCAAGGAUAACGCCGUCUACAACCACUUUGUCGACAUGUUCAGCCUGCUCAGCGCCGAAGCGGCUUUGGACGAGGAGAGCUUCCGGCGUAUCAUCAAGUUCCUGCUGGGCUUUGUGGAGAAGGACAAGCACGCCAAGCAGCUUGCCGAGAAGCUCGCUGCUCGCUUGGCCCGCUGCGACACGGAGCGGCAAUGGAACGACGUUGCCUUUGCCCUGGGUCUGCUGCAGCACAAGAACGAGGAAAUUUCCAAGCAAGUGUCGGAAGGGUUCAAGCUCAUCCAGUCAUCUGCAUAA